Cetraspora pellucida is the source of this 131-nucleotide messenger RNA. NCBI's taxonomy places the organism in Eukaryota, Fungi, Glomeromycota, Glomeromycetes, Diversisporales, Gigasporaceae. The record is from the annotation of a GenBank genome assembly.
GAAAAUCCACAUAUUUCUAAACGUCAAGGUCAAGUUGAUAGUAAAGUUGCCGGUAUUGACAGUAACUUUGAUGUGUGUUAUAUAAAAGUCAAGUUCUUGGGUGAAGAUGGCCUAUAUAAUAAGGAAGAAAG